AAAGGAAUACAGGAAACACCCAUAUGUUUCGAAUCAGAAUUGUACAAAACUGACAGAAAAUAAGACAUUUCAAUAAAAUCUUUGAGAGAUAUGGUGAAGAUGGAGUUUGUAGAUAAUGACAGUUAACACACUGGCUUCAGACAUAAGAGUCAAGUGACACUCAAAAAUUUAAAAUCAGAAUUAAUAUUCAAAUCUGAUCUGCAGGUGGUUGAUUUUUGCCACUACAAGACACAUACAAGGAAUAGAAGAUUCUAGUGAUGUUUGGUCUAAAAGCCUUGCUAGCACUGUUGCUGGCCAAUGACAUUGCAGCUAAAUUUGUAGAUUUGACCUACAACAUCAACCCAGACAUAAUGAGAUGGCCUGGAACUCUUCCUUAUAAAUCUACAGUUGCCUACUAUGGACCUGUUUUGGGUGUACCUUUUGUUGCAUCAAACAACUUUGAAACAACUGAACAUAUUGGGACCCAUAUUGACACUCCAUAUCACUUUGCAAAAAAUGGGAGGAAACUACAUGAAAUUCCGUUUGCUGAUCUACAUGGGGCCGCUGUUGUUAUUGACAUCAGGAACAAGACUGUUGAUAACCGGGAUUAUGCUAUUACUGUGGAAGACCUGCAAGCCUGGGAGACACAACAUAAUCAACCAAUUCCACAUGGUGCAGUUAUCGUCAUGAACUCUGGUUGGGGGGCUUACUGGGGAAAUCAAAGUGCAUUUCUUGGGAGUAACAAUACCACAAUGUUGCAUUUCCCUGGAUUUGGAGCACCUGCUGUUAAGUGGGCAAUUGAUAACAGAAAUGUCAAAGGAUUUGUGACAGAUGCUGUCAGUUGUGAUGUUGGACAAGCAACUGGUUUUCCAGCUCAUCAAGCAGUAUGUGAUGCUGGGAAAUGGUGUGUUGAAAAUGCUGCAAAUGUUGAAAGAAUCCCAGCAACUGGAAGUGAGAUAUACGCUAUGCCAAUAAAGAUAGAAAAUGGUACUGGAGCGCCAAUACGGCUAUAUGCAGUUUGGGACCAUGUGAAUCCAUGGCAUGUUGGAGAUGCAGGCUCACUGGUAGUUCACUCUGUGUUAGCUUUAUUGGCAGGCCUGGUUGCAAAGUAUUUGCUCACAUCGUAAAUGAAUGCAGCAUAUGUACAGAAGUACAUAUGUAGAUUCACAUUCUGCCAAUUCAUAGACAAAUAUUUUCAGUUUGAAGAAAAACUAAGCAUUUACACAAACAUUUCAGAUGAAUGAUUUAGUUAUCAUACCAGGGAUCACCCCACACCUCUAUGAUGUACAUCAAAAAAUCUCUAAAUCCAAAAAUGCUGCAUUUAUAAUUACAAAAAAAACAAGAAAUAAAUUUCUCCACUCAGAAAUUUGUAUAGAGUGACUUGUAGAAUUGAUAAAUAAAAGACCUUUGUAUGACAAUUCAUAAUAACUAAUUUUCAAACAAAUAUCAAUUUCGAAAAACAUGCUUCCUGCUGAUAUUGUGGAUAUUCUAGUAGAAAUGAAUAAAACGUAUGACAUACAAUACAGAAUUAGUUUUAAUUGGUGCAAUAUUAAUUCAGACUGCACUUUAUACCAUUUUGAUGACCAUGUGCCUUUUUGGAUGAACAUAAUUCAUUUCAAACACAGUCUAAGUCUUUCAUGUUUUAAUAGAAAGUGCUUUAGUGUACCCAUAUUACUAAUUGAGUGUUCAUUUUUUUAGAAGAUGUGUACAACUAGAAAAUUGAGCGGUUUUCUUUUCAAAAUUUGAAAAAAUUCUCAUCAUUCAGAUCUGUCUUAGGCUUCCUCACAUAUGAAUGAAACCCCCUGACAUCAACUUCUGUGUAUUGGUGAAUAGGACUUGAGUACUAAUUUGUCCUAUUAUUAUACGAACAUUGGGAUGUUCAUUUGGCGAAGAACCCUUUCGGAAAGUUUCUGACGGCUUCAGAAGCAUGCCAAACAAUGCAUUUUGGUUCACCAAAAUUGACAAUUUAUCCAAUUCGCAAGAGUGCGUUUAGUGGAUUCCUUCAUUCGUGAGGAGGCCUUUAUCUUUUAUUACAGUUGAAUAUAUAUUUAGACUAGUUUCACUAACAAACGAAAACAAUUAAGGUUUUAUCUGUACUGAAGGUCAAUUUUCUGAAAAAUCUAUUUUUGAACAUACUACUCUAAAUAACAUGCUAUGAUAAGUCAAUGUCCCUGUAACACCAUCCAUAAUACAAGCCAUUUCCUGUGAAUGAAUGUGAUUUGGGAUUGUUAACUUCCAAAAUUAUGAAGAAUAAAGAUAACGCUAGUAGAUCUGGAGAGUUACUGGAAGUUACACUUAAUUUACUGAGAGAAACCAUUCUAUUGUUAUUGUCCCAAUUUAAUAAAGCAAUUGAUUACUCAUGAUGCAUUUUUAAAACAUUGAAGUUAAUAUUUUGAAG
Molecule: messenger RNA, 2377 nt
Organism: Owenia fusiformis
Lineage: Eukaryota; Metazoa; Annelida; Polychaeta; Sabellida; Oweniidae
Source: the annotation of a GenBank genome assembly